Molecule: messenger RNA, 1616 nt
Organism: Aegilops tauschii subsp. strangulata
Lineage: Eukaryota; Viridiplantae; Streptophyta; Magnoliopsida; Poales; Poaceae
Molecular function (GO): protein binding
Source: RefSeq, a predicted model, not a curated record
AUUCCCCCCGCCCGGCCCGCGCACUUCUCGAGCCAACUUCCCCUCCCACGCCGCCACCGUCGCCCUCCGCAAGCCGCGUGCGUGACCCUCCCAUUCCGGUCGCCGUUCUCUUAGCCACUAGCCUGCUUAAAACCUAACCCUAGCGCACCAAACGAAGCAAGCAACCACCCAUGGACACGCCCGUGCCGAAACGGCCUCGCCUCGUGCCAGCACCGGCACCGGCGCCUCGGACAAUCGCCGACAUGGCCCCGGAGAUCCUCCUCCGCCUCCCUCCAGACGACCCCCCGCGCCUUGUGCGCGCCUCCCUUGUCUGCUGGCGCUGGCGCCGCCUCCUCACCGACCCGGCGUACCUCCGCCGCUACCGCGCAUUCCAUCGAACACCUCCCAUGCUCGGCUUCGUCCUCAACCUGAAACAGCACUACCAAGGCAUGGCCCAGCUCGUCCCCACCUCCUCCUUCCGCCCCGCUGCCUCCGACCGCCCCGGCCUGAAUGUGCUGGACGCCCGCCACGGCCGCGUGCUCCUCCACACCGCUCAGGGCCAGCGCCUCGUCGUCUGGGACCCCGUCACGGGUGAAGAGUGCAAGAUCCCCCGCGUGCCGUCCUACGCGCUCGGCUUCAACGCGGCCGUGCUCUGCGCCGCGGUCGGCUGCGACCACCUCGACUGUCAUGGCGGACCCUUCCGUGUCGCCUUCGUGGGAUGCGGCGAACGCGGCAUCACGUUCGCCUGCACCUACUCGUCGGAGGCCGGUGCCUGGAGCCAGCGAAUUGAGAUCGAGCAGCCGGCGUUUGUUGACGGGCGACCGAGCGUCCUUGUGGGGAACACGCUCUACUUCACCUGCGACCCGUACCUCAGUUUCAAAAUGUUGGGGUACAACAUCGUCACGCAGGAACUCUCGGUGAUCUGGCCGCCGUCCCAGCAUGAGUACUACUCUUGCACUGUCCUCGUGAAAGCGGAUGAUGGCAAGCUGGGGUUCGCCGGCGUGCAGAAUGGCACGCUCUACCUGUGGUCGAUGAAGGACGGCGCCGACGGAUAUGUGGAAUGGGUGCAGCGCAGAGUUAUCCAGCACAAGACGAUGCUCCGUACUCGUGGCCUCUCGACGCCACCUGAGGUCGUUGGCUUCGCGGAUGGUCACGGAUUCAUUUUCGUGAGGACAGGCAACACGGUGUUCUCCAUGGAUCUCAAGUCAGGCCAUGUCCGUAAAGUAUACACCUGCAGGUCAAGAAACUACGACGUCAUCGUUGUUCCCUACAUGAGCUUCUGCACUCCAGAUCGUGCUAUGGGCAGACUGCCAUCGCCACGAGGACCCACUGUCAUCCUGUAACAAGGACUUGCUGCUCUUGGCUUGUUGCAUAGAUGACGCUCAAAGUAUUUUGCUUUCAAGGUGGACUGUUUAAGUAGUUACCAUGGUCAAUGUUGGUAUGUUUAGUUUACAGUGUGGCAGUUGAAACAAGGAAAAAAGUAAUAUGUAAUCACGGUCAGUUUAGUAUGUUCUCUUUGCAGUUGUGAAGCUUAAGCAAGACUGAUGGUUAAUUAGUAUUUAGUAUUGUAUCUUUGAGUGUCUGGAUUGUGGCAACCAGUAUGAUCUAUGUAGCAGAUUUACAUUCUGGUUUUCUUA